UCGAACUCCGAUCUGGAACGGAAGUCCAAGGACUUAGCCACUUCCGCUAACUACGUCGUUGUUUGUGGAUAUAAUAUCUUCACCGCUGUUCUGGUCCAGAAGGCCAAAUAGCGACAGAAUCAUGUUGCGUCUGCCAAAUGUUGGGCGAGCUCUGGCUGGAGCCACCAAGGGCAGCAUGGCUCCAUCCUACACCGUGCGGACUAAUGUGCGUGCUGCCAGCAACAUGGUGGAGGUCUUUGUUGAUGGGAAACCAGUGGAGGUGGAACCUGGUACUACUGUUCUACAGGCAUGUGAAAAGGUAGGAGUCCAGAUUCCAAGGUUCUGCUACCACGAGCGCCUCUCGGUGGCUGGAAAUUGUCGCAUGUGUCUCGUAGAGAUUGAGAAAGCUCCAAAGCCGGUGGCAGCCUGUGCCAUGCCCGUCAUGAAGGGCUGGAAUAUCCUCACGAACUCAGAGAAGACUCGAAAAGCCAGAGAGGGAGUGAUGGAAUUCCUGUUGGCCAACCACCCAUUGGACUGCCCAAUUUGUGAUCAGGGAGGAGAAUGCGACUUGCAGGAUCAGUCCAUGCAGUUUGGUUCCGACCGCAGUCGUUUCACAGAAAAGAAGCGAGCAGUGGAAGACAAGAACAUUGGACCGCUUAUCAAAACAAUCAUGACUCGCUGCAUCCAGUGUACACGCUGUGUCCGUUUUGCCAGCGAAAUUGCUGGAGUUGAAGACUUGGGAACUACAGGAAGAGGGAACAACUUGGAAAUCGGGACUUAUGUGGAGAAGAUGUUCAUGUCAGAACUGUCGGGAAACGUUAUUGAUAUUUGUCCUGUCGGCGCUCUCACCUCCAAGCCGUACGCCUUCACCGCACGGCCAUGGGAGACGAGGAAAACUGAGUCGAUUGACGUGUUGGAUGCCGUGGGCAGUAACAUUGUCGUGAGCACGAGAGGAGGGGAGGUGAUGAGGGUGCUGCCCAGGCUGCAUGAAGACAUUAAUGAAGAAUGGAUCUCUGACAAGACCAGGUUUGCCUAUGAUGGUCUGAAGAGGCAGCGGUUGACUCAGCCACUGGUCAAGGAUGAGUUGGGUCAACUGACUCCAGCCAGCUGGGAGGAUGCGCUGAUUCGCGUUGCUGGAGCGCUGCAAAGUGUACAGGGCAGCGAAGUGGCAGCCAUCGCCGGAGGCAUGGCAGAUGCUGAAGCUCUCAUCUCCCUUAAAGAUCUCCUCAACAGGUUGAACUCAGAAAGCCUCUGCACUGAGGAGGUCUUCCCUAUGGCUGGAGCUGGCACUGAUUUGCGGUCCAACUACCUGUUGAACUCCCGCAUCGCCGGCAUUGAGGACUGUGACCUGCUUCUGCUGGUUGGGACUAAUCCACGUUUUGAAGCCCCGUUGUUUAAUGCCAGAAUCCGCAAGAGCUGGCUUCAUAAUGAGCUGCGCGUUGCCCUGGUUGGUCACAAUACUGACCUGAGCUACACCUAUGACCAUCUUGGAGAGGAGACAUCUGUGCUGACAGAACUGGCCAAUGGAACGCAUCCAUUCUGCCAGGUCCUCGCAGCUGCAAAGCGCCCGGUCGUCGUGGUGGGCAGUAGCGCUCUUCAAAGAGAAGACGGUGCUGCCAUUUUGAGCUCAGUGUCCACCAUUGCUCACAAUGCCAGAACCAGCAGCGGAGUGGAGGAAGGGUGGAAAGUUCUCAAUGUCCUGCACAGAGUGGCCAGUCAAGUCGCGGCUCUGGACCUGGGCUACAAGGCGGGUGUGGAUUCCAUUAGGGCAAACCCACCCAAAGUCUUGUUCUUGCUGGGUGCUGAUGGCGAGUGUGUUACCCGAGCUGACCUUCCAAAAGGCAGCCUCAUCAUUUACCAAGGUCAUCAUGGUGAUGUUGGCGCAACAAUGGCGGAUAUAGUGCUCCCCGGUGCUGCAUACACCGAGAAAAAUGCCACCUAUGUCAACACGGAGGGGAGGAGCCAACACACACGGGUAGCUGUGACGCCGCCGGGAAUGGCCCGAGAAGACUGGAAGAUCAUCAGAGCUGUAGCGGAGCUGGCAGGUGUGACGCUGCCCUACGACUCCCUGGACGAGGUCCGAUCCAGACUUGCUGAGGUGUCUCCAAACUUGGUGCGGUAUGAUGACGUGGAAGAGGCAAACUAUUUCAAGCAAGCAAACGAACUUGCGAAGGGAGUGAAGCAGGACCUAAUCGCAGCUCCUCUGAUACCACCUCAGCUUUCAAUAAAGGACUUCUACAUGACAGACUCCAUCAGCAGAGCCUCACAAACAAUGGCCAAGUGUGUGAAAGCCAGCACAGAAGGCGCCGCCUCUGUCGAUGAGCCCUCCAUUUGUUAAACACCAACACGUGUCCCUACACUCUUCAGUCUAUUAAAACAAUCCACACUUCUGUAAACACAGUAUUGCAGCAUUUAAUUUAAAUAUGUCCUUGUCGUUGUAGCUACCUUGAUUGUUUUCACUCCUGAGAGCAAGCUUUGUUGGGAUGGGGCUUUGAAAAAUGUACAAAAUGAAUAAAAUAUUAUCCAGACUGUU
Messenger RNA from Hippocampus comes (tiger tail seahorse), 2512 nucleotides. RefSeq names its product NADH:ubiquinone oxidoreductase core subunit S1 (gene ndufs1). The coding region runs from base 122 to 2317 and encodes 731 amino acids. Gene Ontology annotation, molecular function: NADH dehydrogenase (ubiquinone) activity; iron-sulfur cluster binding. The record is from RefSeq and is a predicted model, not a curated record. Gene Ontology annotation, cellular component: membrane. Gene Ontology annotation, biological process: ATP synthesis coupled electron transport. The transcript is spliced from 19 exons. NCBI's taxonomy places the organism in Eukaryota, Metazoa, Chordata, Actinopteri, Syngnathiformes, Syngnathidae.